UUAAACUCGUUUCUUCCACAUAAAACGAAAGCAAUACACGCGAGUUUAGGGGUAAAGCACAGCUGGUUGUGUUUACAUCUAACCAACGGGCCGGGAAAAAUCUGGGUUGUUUCAUAUCUUCUAAAUGGACGCCGGGCAAACAAAUUAUGUUGGUUUGCUUAAUGAACGUGCACAAAAAAAAGGCUGGACUGUGCGUUUUGAUCUAGUGCAGACUGUUGGACCAGAUCACAUUAAAACGUUCACUAUGAGGGUAGUGAUGAAUGAUAGGAGCUAUCCUGAAGGAGUUGGACGAAACAAGAAAGAAGCCAAGCAAAAUGCUGCAAAGAAUGCCUUCAGAGUUUUGGAAAAUGAUGAACCGGUUAAUACAGAGACAAUUUUGAACUCUUCUGCCAGUGUCUUACCUGUUACUCAAGCUAACUUCAUCUGCUGGUUGAAUGAAUACUCUCAUAAGGAAAGACUACCUUUCAAACCUAAGGAAACCACCAAGAUGAGUCAAGGCUCUAACAUCCAAAUGUGCCGUUAUGUUUGUAAUUAUGUCUGUGGGGAUAAAGAAUUCCCUGAAGCUACUGGCAACAGCAAGAAAGAGGCCAAGGAGGCAGCAGCAAAACUUGUUUAUGAGCUUCUUACAGAACAGGAAAAAGAGCAAGUCAUUGAUGAAAACGGCAACGGGGAAGAAACUACUGAUAUCCAAAACCUCGGCACCGGUCUAAAGCGGAGCUCACCUGUAGAUACUGAGAACACAACAGCAGACAAGAAUUUCAUAGGGCUCCUUAAUGAUUACUGCCAAAAAUCUAAACAAGUAGUCGAUUUCAAAAUCGUGGAGCGAAGAGGGCCUGCACAUGAUCCUCAAUUUGUAUACAAGUUCAUUAUAAGUGGCAAAGAAUAUCCUGAAGCAUGUGGAAAGACUGCGAAAGAGGCAAAACAAAAAGCAGCUCAGCUAGCCUGGAGUGAACUUCAUGACUCUGAUUUCAGCAGUCAGGUUUCAUCACCAUCCUCAAUGAGCGAGUCAGCAGACGGUGUCAGCUCGUCGCAGAAGAUUUCUAAAAAUGAUAGUAAAUCUGAGUCUAUUGUCUUCAAAAGCACAUCUUCUGUACCAGAACCACAACCGUUAGAUGUUAAACCAAAAAGACAACUAGCUGCAGUCUUUCAGAAUUCACCAGUAAACAAUAAAAAGCAAUCCAAUAUUAAUUCACCCGAAAUGGCAAAACCCUCAACAAAGAGUACCACAAUCUCCAAACAACAGCCAACAAAAUCAAGAUUUUUAGAAGAGUUCAAUAGAGAGUCAAUAACUCGAAUUGGAAAAGGAGGUUUUGGUCGUGUUUUCAAGGCCAGACGAGAGCUUGAAGAUAAAAACUUUGCUGUCAAGAUAGUAAAGUAUGAUGAGAAAGCUCGCAGAGAGGUCAACGCUUUGUCUCGUCUUGUCCAUCCUAACAUAGUGCGUUACCACACGUCGUGGACUGAAGAGACUGAGUACAGAGAUGACGCAUCAGAAACUUGCAGCACUUCAUCCUCUGGCAGUGGAUCAGACUUCCUCUACAUUCAGAUGGAAUUCUGUGAGGGAGAAACUCUGCGUGAGUGGAUUGAGGAAAGGAACAAUCACCCUAAAAAAUACCCAGAACGGAGGCAGGAAGCAGCAGAGAUAAUAAAGCAGGUCUUGAAGGCAGUGAAGUACGUCCAUUUAAAGAAGCUCUUCCACAGGGACCUGAAGCCAGCAAACAUAAUGUUUGGGCAUAAUAAAGGAGACGUGAAGGUGGUAGAUUUUGGACUUGUUACCAAAGAAGAGGAAAAUGAUGAUGGAAAUCUACUGGAACGCACUAAGAGAGCCGGGACUCGUUCUUAUAUGAGCCCGGAACAGAGACAAGACAACAGAGACUAUUGCAAAAAGGUGGAUAUUUAUGCUGUGGGCCUUAUUUACUUUGAGUUGCUUUGGUGCUUUGCAACACAGAGCGAAAAACAAAAGCAAUGGGAUGAUAUACGAAGUAAGAAAUUUCCAGAAGAAUUCUCCAAAAGGUUUGAUUUUGAACACAAGCUAAUUGAACAAAUGCUGUGUGAAAAUCCUGACGGAAGACCAGAAGCCAGCGAUCUGCUCACAGAGCUGGAGCAGCACUAUGCCACCACGGCCUCUACAGAACACAAUGCAUACAAAGAAAACAGAACAUACUGAUAGGUGAUCUUCACUCUCACACUUCAAGAUUAUGUUCAAGACAUCAACGUGGAAAUGAACAGUCCAUAAAAUAUUAUUAUUAAUUAAUAGCUUUCAUAUGGUACUUUAAUGAUACUGAAUAACAGCCUGCUGUGCUAUUUUUGGGUCACGUCCUUUGUUUACGCUAGAUCUUUUCAAUCAUGUUUUAUAACGUCGUUUAUUGACUGUUUUAGCAAGGCUAGAAAUCAUGAAUUACAUAUUAAAAGCCGUUUAUGGAGUAGGUUAUUAAUGUUUUUGGUGGAGAAUAAGCAAAAAUAUUUAUUCAAAUUGUAUUAAAUGGUAGCUGGAUUGCUGGCAUUUUUAUGGGUACCCCAUAAGACUGAUCUCGUCUGUGAUUGAAUUAAAUAGAUUUGGGUCUUAUUCGGAGUCAUCGAGUCAUAUUGCUCGAGAUUUUUUCUAUGAAAAUACCCCAAUGUAUUAUUAUGCAAUAUUACUGUUUUGUGUUUAAAUACAAGAGGAAUCUAUCUUUGUUAACUCAACAUAUUUCUCUGAGGGUGUUGGUGUGACAUGGGUGACAAAUUUUGGUAGAGUUUAUAUAAUACAGUAAUUGUUUUUUUUUUUUUUUUAAUGUUUUCAAAUCAACUUUUCAAAUGGCAGUAGGGGGAAAGGUGGAUUUGGGAUGUGCAGUUAACAUAUCAUGAAUAUGAAUAUAUUAUUGCAUUCAUUAUCUAAAAUAAUGCCAAACAUGUUGUUAUUCAACUGGGAUUAUUAUUAAUGGAUUAAAAUAGCACCUUCCAGAGUACACAUUUUAGUGUUUGCUUUACACUAGCCUUUUGACUAAGUGUAGGCAUAUGCCUAUUAAUACCGUGUGUUUAUUAUUCUGAUCAAGUGUGGUUCAUAUGACAUGAUAUGAUUAUGUAUGACCGUUAUUAAGCAUCAAGAAGAAUCUGUAUUUAUGGGUGUUUGUCUCACAACAAACCUUAACAGCCAUCCUGAGCUUGAGAUGUCAUAGUGACAUCUUGAGACAUCAUGAAAGUGAGCACAUAGAUUACAAUAUGGUUUGACAGUUAGGGUUUAUGUCUGUUAUGAAUCCACAAAUGUGUUAAAUAAUGUAGUGUAUAAAAGGUAAUUUGCUGAGAUUAAGAGAGAACAAAGAACAGGUUUAUGCAUCGGAGGACAAGAUGAGGUGAGACCAGGGACAGAAAAGGUCUCAGAAAACUCUGGCUAAGUUGAAGCAGGUGUUGUGUUUUAUUUUGUUGUGUUGCAUUUCCUUUUUAAUUUUUCCCCCCAUCUAUUUUUGUGCAUCAAAAAAACUGUUCCUUCAUUAAAGAAUACAUCUGACAAGCAAAA
Ictalurus furcatus (blue catfish) is the source of this 3493-nucleotide messenger RNA. RefSeq names its product eukaryotic translation initiation factor 2-alpha kinase 2 (gene eif2ak2). Gene Ontology annotation, molecular function: double-stranded RNA binding; ATP binding; protein kinase activity. Gene Ontology annotation, biological process: protein phosphorylation. The record is from RefSeq and is a predicted model, not a curated record. The transcript is spliced from 20 exons. Lineage: Eukaryota; Metazoa; Chordata; Actinopteri; Siluriformes; Ictaluridae. The coding region runs from base 125 to 2164 and encodes 679 amino acids.